GUUCUCUUCGUCCGCUCGAAAGUAAAGUCUGUUUGUAUACAUAUAUAUGAUUCAUUGUAGCGUCGUAUAUUAGAUUUUGAUGUUAUGAUUACGAUUUGUAUACUAAUAUUUAUUAUGCUGUUGUUUAUGUUGUUAUGUUUUGCGUGAUAACGUCACGAAAGUAGCUGAGGCAUUUCCUUUUUACAAAAAAGUACAAUCUUUUCCGGUUCUUGACAGAAUGCCUAGUAAUAGCGCUUAUGUAGCUCAUUUAAGAGACCUGCCGUCCUGCAUCAAAAUAUCAUAUAGAAAAUCACAACAGCAUUGGUAUAUGGUAAAUCAUUCAUAGAGCCAGAUUAACAAUCUGUUUGGAAAACUGAUAAGAAGUGACAGUGAAUGACGUCAUCACUUCUCCGAAAGCACCUGAGGCCCUGACGUCCACAUCCUGCGCUGGCACCGAGCUCAGAAGCCAGUGCUUCGUGUGCGCCCCAGAGAGGAACCCCUUCGCCUGGACGCUGGGUGGAACGAGUGAGCUGCGAAUAACGUGAAAUUUAUGAAUGGCGGAAAAAAACAGAAUUUCCCAAGCACAGGUUAUUGUGUGCUUGUUCGACGGUUCACUGACCCCUGAAAUGAAUAUCGCCUGUGUGUUUUAAUGUGCUUUCAGUGCGCGGUGUUCAUCAAAGCAUGGCCAAUAACACCAAGUCAGUGCUUGUGUCAGAAGUCGAAUGAAAAUUCAUCUCCGUUCACGCCACAGCAAGGAUGGAGGAGGAGGUGACGUGUAUCGUGUGCUCUGAGCUCUACACGAGAGGGACGCGAGAGCCGGUCGUCCUGCCCCUCUGCGGCCACACCUUCUGCAGGCCGUGUCUGUGCAACCUGGAGAACACAGGGCGCCUCAGCUGUCCCACCUGCAGGCAGAGCUAUAUAGGACCGCCCAUUGACCAGCUGCCCACCGUCUUCGCUCUCCUGAGUCUGUCUGAGCACUUUAGGAAGUCCGAGUGUCACGGAUGUCAGAGACAUGGGUCGCCGGUAGAGUUCUGGUGCCGCAGUUGCCAACUACCCCUGUGCGGCCACUGCCUCCUCGAGGAGCACGUCAAGGAUGACCACAAGGUCGUGCGAGGCACGGACUUCAUUGCAGAGCGGAAGGAGUAUAUCCUAAGUGAGUGCACCGAGCUCAUCCAAGAGAUAAGUAACAGAAAGAGCCACUGCGUCAGCAGGUUCAGUGAGUGGACAGCACAGAUCAUCGCAGGAGUAGAAGAGAGUGCUGUGCUGUGGAACUCUACCCAGAAUGCCCAGAACAUUAUGGCUGAUAUCGUUGACGCAACCAAUAUUGAAUCUAUUUUGGUAUCGUCUUCGAUGCUCGGAAGUCUUCGAGAGGAAUUCAUGAGAGUAGCACAGAGGGACACGAGAACAAGGACUGUGAGCGAUCGCUCUUUGAGAUGCAGCUCCUGCAGCGAGGCGGAUUCCGCUUCUCCUCUCGGCUUCCUGCGCCAGGAAUCUUCACCCGACGUGGAAUAUCAAGAGACCGAGUUCGAAGAGACCGAGCAGACUAAUGCCCCCGAAGAGAAUACUCCAAGUUCCUCAACUUCAAUAUCGGACGCUGUUGUGCCUGAGGACAGGACGGACAGCUCGUCCGACUCCUCCUUGGCGCGGCAGGACAGCAUAGGGAACAAGCUUCUUGUAGCAAGACAAAUCAGCUCGAGCAGCAGCACGGGCCGCGAGACCAGCCACACCCUGAGGGACGCUGGCGUGAUAACCCUCUUAGGCCCAGUUCCUUGGCCGCUGAAGUGCUGCGUGGUAGGCCCAGGCGGGAGGAGAGGAAAGCUGAGAUGGGAGGGCGGCCGCCUCCACAUGUACGCUCUCGGAGAAGAAAUAGAGGAUCCCCACUUCAUGGUGCAGAUGUCCGUUCUGCAGUACUUAGUGCCAGAAGACUACCAAGAGGUUUUCCUCGUAUUGGAGACGGAGGGGCGGUGUCUCGGCCGGGUCUACAUCCGCCUGUGGAGUCGAAUCCGCCGCGCCCAGCACUUCCUCGCUCUCUGCCUGGGCUCCUUGGGGCCUUCCUACCGGAGGAGCAAGUUCCACGGCGUGGCCAAGAGAGGAGCGCCGGGAGAGACGCUGGCAGGGGGAAAAUACCUGACUCCUGAAGGUCUGACCAGCGUCCAGGCGCUCACGGGACACUUAGAAUGGGGCGGCGAGCACAUCAAGGAAAAGAAGUGCGGUCUCGUGGUCGGUGCCAACGCGGGCAAGCCAGAGUUCGACGCCUUCUUCCACAUCUGCAUGAAGGACCAGCCCGGAAGGCGGUUCGCGUGCGCCUUCGGAGAAGUCAUCCAGGGCAUGGAGGUCCUCCACGCAGCCGUCACACAUCUGUGCAACAGCGACGUUACGAUUAGUGACGUAGGCGUGGUCCUGGCUUCCACAGCGCCCUAA
Messenger RNA from Penaeus indicus, 2400 nucleotides. RefSeq lists its product as uncharacterized. Gene Ontology annotation, biological process: protein monoubiquitination; protein peptidyl-prolyl isomerization. The transcript has 4 exons. Lineage: Eukaryota; Metazoa; Arthropoda; Malacostraca; Decapoda; Penaeidae. The record is from RefSeq and is a predicted model, not a curated record. Gene Ontology annotation, molecular function: ubiquitin protein ligase activity; zinc ion binding; peptidyl-prolyl cis-trans isomerase activity. The coding region runs from base 736 to 2400 and encodes 554 amino acids.